AUGUCCCAUGAAGGCAAAGAAGCCGGGCAGCCGAAGCUACUAGAAGCCACCUCGAAAGCAGUUAAGAUUGAAAUGGUAAGGCGUGCCGAGGCUGAAGAGGCUGCAAGAAAGCAAGCUGAAGUAGCCGAAGAGGAGGCUGCUAAACAGAGGCCGGCUCGAGUGCAAGGAAAGUCUCCUAGCUUCCUUACUGGAAGGGAGGAGCCUCUGGCCCCAGCUUUGGUAGAGGCCCUGCCAUUUGAGAUCCGAGGUGCUACUGAAAAUUUUUAUAAAUUUUGGAUGGAUCGAUGGCAGCUGCACACCUUCGCCUGUGAUGCCAGGGACUUGACGAGGGAUCUUAUGUGGACCCAGUCCUCAGAGAGGAAGACGGCCUCCCUUGCAAACGAAUUGAAGGCAGCUAGGGCUGAGGUUGAGGAAGCUAGGGCCCAAAAACUUGAAGAAUCGACGAAGUUGGAGUCUGCCUUGGCUCAGAUAGAGGUGGAGGUUUCCAAUGACCACCAGAAGGUGACAGCCGAAGCCUUGGAGAAGGCUAAUAAGGAGUUGGCAGGGGCCCAAGAUGCAUACAAGUUCAUCGAGGGCCAAAUUAAGUGGUACGUCGAUGAUGCAGCCCAUGCUAAGGAGGAAGCCCAAAAUGCAAGGGAGGAGACAAUGAAGGCCUACAUUGCCAACUUCCACAAUAUUGAGGAGUACAAGAGCUUCAGCACUUACUGGAGGAACUUUGCUUAUGCCGAAGUGAUGGAGCGAGCUGAGGAGUUGUAUCCCAAUCAGGAUCUGUCGCAACUCAGGUCGGAGUUUAUGGACGAAGUGCCUCAAACCCUAGCUGAUGAAGUGGUGGGAGAUGAAGUAGCAGAGGCAGAAGAAGCAAAUUCUGAUGCUCAAGCUGUGGAAGUUCCAGCUACAAAAGCACAUCCAUCAUCUUUCCAGGCUUAG
This is a messenger RNA of Olea europaea var. sylvestris, 927 nucleotides long. RefSeq lists its product as uncharacterized. The record is from RefSeq and is a predicted model, not a curated record. The transcript has 3 exons. Bases 1 to 927 code for a protein of 308 amino acids. Lineage: Eukaryota; Viridiplantae; Streptophyta; Magnoliopsida; Lamiales; Oleaceae.